Molecule: messenger RNA, 1764 nt
Organism: Caenorhabditis bovis
Lineage: Eukaryota; Metazoa; Nematoda; Chromadorea; Rhabditida; Rhabditidae
Source: the annotation of a GenBank genome assembly
AUGAUCAGGGCGCAUCAUCUUCCGGAAUCUCGUCCAUGUACUACUGUUAGGUUGUUUAUUAAAGCGCGGAAAAUUGCGGAUCGCGAUGUACUCUCGAAAAGCGAUCCGAUAUGUAUUGUCUACGAGAAAACAUCGGGAAAACGGGAAAGUUGUUACGCUCCCGUGGUAAAAAACACAUUCCAGGACCCAGAAUGGAUUGAAAGGGGUCGCACGGAGAUGAUAAAAAAUAAUUUGAAUCCCGAAUUUACAAGAAAUGUAACAUUGUCGUAUUAUUUUGAGGAAACACAAUUAUUACGAUUCGAACUGUAUGAUGUGGACUCACACAAUGUCGCCGAUUUGACUAAACAUGAUUUUCUUGGACGUUACGAAUGCCCGCUUGCAAGAAUUGUUAGUUUCACAAAGAUAAGAGGUCACUUGGAAAUUGGUCCGGACAGAGGAAAAUUGUGGAAAGAUGGGGACGACUUCCUAGAGUAUGGAUCUAUUACCAUAAGAGGAGAGGAAGAUAACAACUUGGACGAAGUUUCUUUUGAUGUGGAAGGAGAAAAUUUAGACAAGAAAAUGCUGAUGAAUCCAGAUCCAUAUUUAGUCUUCAUACGACAUUAUGAUGAUGGAAAUUCACAUCCUGUGUAUACAUCCGAAUUGAAAAGAUCAACGCGAAAUCCAUUCUGGAAAAGAAUCAGCAUCGCUGUACAGGCACUUUGCGGAAAAGAUCAUAACGCACCGAUCACAAUUGAGUGCUAUGAUAAGGGCCAAAUAAGAAAAUUAAAAACGAAAAAAAAACAAGCCAGGAAAGGGCGCAGUUAUCAAAAUUCUGGGAUAUUGAUAUUAUCGGCUGCCAAAAUAGUUAAGCAGCACUCUUUUCUCGAUUACAUAGCUGGAGGAACUCAACUGGAAUUUUCAAUAGCCAUCGAUUUCACUGCUUCUAAUGGGCCAAUUAGAGACCCUAGGUCACUUCACUAUUUGUUCAAGGACCGACCAAAUCAAUACGAAAUUGCUAUUAAAGCUUGUUUAGCAAUUUGUCAGUAUUAUAACUACUCAAAAACUUUUGACGUUUAUGGAUUUGGAGCGAGAUUGCCUCAUGAGAGAACAGUAUCUUCAUUGUUUAAUUUGAAUUAUCUUGAAAAAUCGCCAAGUGUUACUGGAAUUCGUGGUGUUGCGAGAGCCUAUCGCAAUGCUCUAUCAAAUGUCGAACUUUUUGGUCCAUCAAAUUUUACACCUGUUAUAAAAUGUGUAGCUGACAAAGCUUCUGAUAUGAUGGCGGAUUCAUCAAGAUAUCAGAUUCUUCUGAUAAUAACUGACGGUGAAAUUACGGAUAUGAAUAAUACGAUCGAUACAAUUAUUAACGCGUCAAGUCUUCCACUUUCUAUUAUCAUUAUCGGGGUUGGAAACGAUGAAUUCAAUUUAAUGGAAAUGCUUGAUAGUGACGAUCACCUUCUAAGAAAUGGAGCAACAGUUGCCCAACGCGAUAUUGUGCAAUUUGUGAGAAUGCGCAGUUUUCUUAAUGAAGGCGGAACGUAUCUUGACCCCGAUAUUGUGAUGCAGAAUUUGGCACGAGAAGUAUUGUAUGAAGUUCCGGCACAACUCACCAGUUACAUGAAGAGCCGUGGUUUCACUCCAAAACCAGCGAAUUCACCGUGGCCUCGUCCGCAACCACCACCUGAAUAUGACGAGGCAAUGGAUAACCUUGCUUUAUACGAAAGUGUAUCGCCACCACCACCGCCAAUCGGUUUCAAUGUCGAAAGAUCGCCACAAACCAAUAAUUAA